AGCGCAUCCAUUAGUUGGCGGCUAAAGAAUCAGUUUCAGAGGAUAUUUCAAGUUGCUGACACUGUUUUAGACCAAGAAAAACCUUUGGCUAAGCCCAAUACCUAAUCUCUUUCAUACACUUCUCACUCUGUUUCAAGACACUAGUGACUUCCAUAAACUUAGCAGUAUAAUGGAUCAAGACUAUAUUCGAAGGUACCACAGUGAACUGACAGUUGCUGUAGCAAAUCUUGAUACAAGCUCAAAACAUUCAACUCCACGAGGGAAAUCAUUGAAGAUGACCUUCAUAUUACCAUCUGAAGAACAAGUAGAUUUCCCAAGAAACUUCUUUAAUGUUCCAGAAUACUUGCAUAUGAUUUUCUGAAAGCAAAACACAGGAAAAAACUAAUAAUAACCAAACUCAGAAGUCAUAUAAUUAGAGCAUCUCUAAAAUAAAAUUUAGAGCUUCAAAUAUAAAGUUUUUUUUGUUUCCUAAGAGUAUUUCUAGAGUUUGCAAAAUUUUGAGUCUGAUUGGUAAUGGCUGUAGCUUUAAAUAUUUUGUUGUAGAAAAAAAUCGGUAGACUUUUUGCUGUGGAUUUAAAUUUUAUUGCUGUAGAAUUUUAUGGAAAGCAUUAAAAAUUGCUUUGGAUAUUUGGCCCUGCAGAGCACUUGUACAGCUGUAGUUUCCAAAAACAAAACUUCAAAUUGAACUUUAAAAUUAUUUGUAAUUUACACUAUAAUAUUUAUAUUUGUCAUAAUUAAUAUAAAUCAAUAAGAGAAAUACCCUAAAAUAGCAACAAAAAAGGUUUGGUCACAAAAAACCACAAGAAAGAAAAUGACUAAAAUGUUUCAUUAAAGAGGUAAAUAUACAUUUAUACCCUUAGGAUUAACUAAUUCAUCCAAACCUUAGGGUUAAGGAGUGGGAAUUUGGAAUUGAAGUUUAAAAUUUUAUAAAAUAAAAUAUAAAUAUUAAAAAUUUGAAAAUAAAAAUUUUAAAAAUAGUUUCAAAAAUAUUUUUGAAUUACAAAAAGAAAAUACCAAUCUGCUCAAAUCUCUGACGAGACAACAGAUUCUCUAGGUCACUGCGAAUUCUCCAGGUUCACGUAACGUGCUCUACACGCGAGGUGUUUGUGUCUUCUCGUACGAAGCUUCUUUCUGUCAAGAUGAUGGCUGAAUCCACCAGAAACCUCUAAAACAAAAACAAAACAUCUUAUGAUAUUUAGUUCUUGCUCUGUUUUUUUGUUUCCGCUAAUCGAUCAUAGAAGAAAGAAAGCUACAUAGCGUUUUAAUGGCUGGUGAAAGUUUAAUCUAGUGAUAGUAUUUUCAUUUUCAGGUUUCAGUCAUCUUUUACAAAUGUCUACGAACUAUAUAUGAACUUGAAUAUGGUUUAUCAAUGAUUAUUGCGCUGUUCCACAGUAAGUCCAACACCAAACGAAAACGAUUCCAUCAAUAAUCUCAAAAACAUUCGACGACAAGCAAACCAACAAUAAUAACAUAAAAAAAAUGUUCAAACGGAUUUUUAGAAACAAACCGAAAUGGAAUCACAUAGUUCCCCUCAAAUCAUUUUCUGGAUAGCAUGGUGUAGAUGACAGAAGAUAUGAGUUCAUACUUCUUUCUGCAAAUCUCCAGCUCCUUGAGAAACAGAGCCUUGACUUCAUCGGAUGAUGGUUCGGGGUUGUUGAGGAGAUCAAUAGGAACCGCCAUCGUCUUAUAAAUUUGAAGGUCGAGAUACAGUUUCUAGAGAGAGUAUUGGUGAGUAACGAAGAGUCAAAUGUGAAGGAAGUGAAGUGAGUAUAUGAAGGAAGGGAGAUUAAAUUGUUUUUUUUUUUUAAUUUGUCCAGCUGUUGUGGAUUCAACCGGUUCUGAUUCUGAACCAAAAUAAUUAAAAAAUCAAUAACCAAACUAAACCGAAACCUGAACCAAGCUCGACAAAAGACUUCAUUUUUAUGCCUUUUUGUCAUCUUAUGGCUUUUCUUUUGUUUGAAAAUAAAACCAAAGCUAAAUAAUUAAGAUAAAAACUAGAAUUAAAUGAUAACGAGAGCUAAAUGGUUUGUUGUAGAUCUUCAUGAAGAGUUCUUGGUGAUAAUUACAUCUCCACUUUCAAAGAGCCAAGUAAGCCUUCUCAAGUUCAGCUAAAGAAACAAAAUCAUGCCAACCCAAGCCUAUGAAUAAGGCUGACUAGAUGCGGUUGAUAAGAUUUACGUGCGGAGGCAUCAACUUCACAAGGAAACGUAUGUGCUAAAUCACUAAUUAUUUAACUAUUCUUAAAUUCAUUUGGGGAAUUAAAAUUCUUUGAUGCUGAAGAGGUUUUCACUGAAAACUUUUCAGUUAUGAUUCUCGACUUACUAUAUAUGUAAUUGAUUGUAUAACUCGUUUAAGUCUUAAACUAAUGUGCUAGUAAGUUACUGUUCUUGUAGUUAACCGUUGUUACAAGAAGACGGAAGCAUCAGGGUUGGGAGCAAUUUGUGUCUAUAGCGCUGAACAUCGGGAGGCUUACUUGAACAAAGCUGGAUCUUUGAAACUGGAGGUCGAAUUUGAGGUUGUUUCUACCACCAAAUACACUCCCUCUGUCCCUCAUGAUCACAAGCUCUACCCUUUGGAGAAAAUUAAUAUUCAAUUUCAUACGAGUACAAUGAAUCCAAAAUACAUUUCUUUAAAAAGAUUUUUAGAUAUCUUUCGACUUAUAAAAGUUUUGUAUUUCAAGUCACACAAAUAAAUUUAAAUUUUUAUAUAGCUAAGACAUCUAGCAUCUUCUUCGUUUUGUUUAACUCAAAAGCUAAUUUACCAGUUGAAGUGUAUACAUAUCUCUCAAAUCUUUCCUUAUUGAUCAAGUUUAUUUAUCCAAAGAUUCUCUAAUAAAAUAUUGACAUAAUGACAACCGAACAAUCCAGGCCACCCUUGACCCAAAUUUCUUUGUGGGUUUUAGCCCAAACAAAUUGAUCCAUGAGUGAAUUGAUUAUUACUGGGCUCAAGUCGUCAAGCAGAGGUCGAGUUGCACUCUGAAUAUAUAUUACUAAAGUUAGGGUUUGCUUGUCUCGAUUCUGCGUUUUGAUUCCUGGCUCUGUCUCGGCUUCAGGUUUAUCGACUGUAGCCCUAAAUCACAGUCUGCCUCGAUCUUAUUUUUUUCCUUAUAUUUGGCUGAACACUCGUAGUCUUUUCACCUUAUCUCUGUAUAGAGUAUUUAACGAUUAAUCUUUCGUCUGUUUCUGGUUGACUUGAUCAUUAAGGAUGGUCGUUACAGUUUCGGAUGAAGAAACAUCUUCGUUGUGUUUCUUCGCAUCAGAGUCAACAACUUCGCAAACCUUCUGGACAGAACGUCCUCCUGGUUCUUAUUCCCUCAAAAUCCAGAAUCUCGCACAACUCAUCGGUGAAAAAUACCACACUCGUGGUUUCUUAGUAAAUGGCUACAAUUGGAGAUUAAUUAUAUAUCCAAAAGGGAAUGAAAAGGACAAUGGAAGUGGAUAUAUUUCGAUGUACGUUGAAAUAGACAGCACAAGCGAGGUGUUUGCAUAUCUCACCUUCUUUGUCUAUAACAAGAAAGUAAACAAAUAUUUAUGUAUUCAUGAUACACAAGUGAAGCGUUUUAAUGCACUGAAGAAGGUGUGGGGAUCUUCUCAAAUGCUUCCACUUGAGUUAUUCAAUGAUCCUAAAAAUGGAUAUAUAUUUGAGGAAGAUCAAUGCGAAUUUGGAGUUGAUGUGACGAUUGAUUCAACCGUUACCAACUGGGAAAUCGUCUCUUUUAAUGAGAAUUUUUGUUAUCCCAAAUUCUUCUUUAGUGUCAAGAAUUUCACGAUGCUGAAUGAACAUCUCUAUUUCAUGUCUAAUACAUUUUCAGUGGGAGGAAAGACAUGGGUACUAAGGUUUAUUCGCAAGUGCUUCUCUACAUUAGACGACAAAUGGAUCUCCAUUUUUCUGCAUCUAGCCGACAAUGAAAGAUUGUUACCGGAUGAGAGGAUUUACACGCGUGGUCAUUUCCGAGUUCUAGACCCAUAUGGAUCUAAUCACAUCACAGAGAAAUUUAACUGCUGGCACGAUCAAUCAAACUCAGGUUGCGGUCACGACAAAGUGGUGUCAAUGGAUAAGCUCCAGGAGGUUUACUUGGACGAAGAAGACACUUUGAGCGUAGCGAUUGAAUUUGAAGUUAUCUCUGCGACCAAUUACUCUCCCAUCAAUUACUCUGCCAUUAUCUAAGCUCUCUCGCUUCCCCCGUUACUCUCUCUGUCUCAUUAAUUUGCAAAAACGAACAAAAAAGGCGCAUUUACGUUGGGUUUAAUUUCGUUAUGCAAUGGACUUUCUUUUUUUCAUCGCAUUAUUUUCGAAAUUUCUUUUUUGAUUCAGUUGGGAUUGAGAUUCAGUAUACAUAUAUUGCAGAAUUUUCAAAGCUAUUGAUCGAAUGAUUAGAAUUAGACAUAGCUCUUUGUAAGAAAUAUUUGCUAGAAAGGGACGAAAAAAUAAACAUCUCCGUCAUGUAUACCUUCCCGACAAAGCUUUGUCCUAAUAGUAGUUAGAUUAGUGAUGAUUCUGUUUUACCCUUAUAUAAACCUAAAAGCUUGGGCACAACAAAACAAUCUGACAUUAAAGUGAAAUCCAAAUUGAACACUCCUACCGCAAUAACAAUUUCGGUUCUCUUCUUGGGGGGGAACUUCACUUCAAGUGAGGACUGGCCUUUUCGUGUAAGAUAGUGGGAUGGGAUGAUACGGGGUGUGCGCAAUCUGAAUUUUGAAGUUUUUUUUGUAUUAAAAUAAUAAUUUCUUUAUUGGUCAAACAUAAUUUAAAAAAACUUAAAUGUUUGAAUUUAAAAGUAUAGUUUAAAUUUACUGCUAUUGAAAAUACUUAAACAAUAAUUUUAAUACAUUUUGUGAUUUUAACGUGUUUUGAUAAAAUAUGAAAUCUCAAAAAAAAAUUCUAAAUUAUAUUGAUAAAAUUAUAGCGAUUUCCAUAACUAGAAAAAUAAUCCACAAACUCAUUGAAGUUCAAAUCCUUCCAAAUCAUUUUAAAUUGUAGAUAUUUUUAUUUUAAUAAAUUCCAGUGAACUAAAAUUAUCAUACAUAUAUAAAUUAACAAUUAUUAUAGGGGGAAAAUACUUUAAUAAUAGACCAAACGUCUAACUAAGUAACUAAUGCUUUUAAACCUGGUAUUUUGGAGUGUGGUUGCUAUAAAUUAUGAUGUAUGCAAUCAUACAAGUAAUCUUAUAUGAACUUUUAUUCAUGGCAUCUGUAAAAUCGUUUACUUUACUGUUGUUAUGUAUAUUGUCCAUAUGAUGUAUAUGCAUAGUUAUAAAGACCCCUAUUCUAUCUCAAGUGCAAGACAAAAAUUGUAGGGAGUAUUUGCUCAAUAGCCAAAUUCUGAAUGAAAAUUAAAAAAAUAGUACUGACUUUAACAUUAUUAAGUUAGUAGCUUUUGUCUCAUGGUUUACCCGGUUAUACCCUUUUCACUAGCAAAUUUCUAGUGAAAGAAAAAGAGAGUGCAUGACGUCGUCACUUGGUGUUAUGGAUAAGAGUGAAGCACCAUUAUUUUCACCUCACGUAAAUUAGCUAUGUGAAACACUUCUUUACUUCAUAUAAAUAGAAACUUUUUUCAUAAAGAAUGUAUUACAUAUCACCCAUGUUCGAAAACGCGGGCGAGUUGGCCGAUAACUCGCCAGUUAAACGCAAAUCAGUGAUGCUCCGAUGCGAUUUUGUGUUAUUCGGGCAAAACUCGGAUUAGAAAAAAAAUUGUACAUAUUUUGGCAUUUUUUGGUUCGAAAUCGGUCCUUUCAACAUAAAUCUCUCAUAUUUCUUUGUUAAUAAUCAAGAAUCGAAGCAAAUCGUCCCAGGAAAAUAUGAUUUCUGUUAGAAAAACAAAAAAAACGGCCAUAAACUAGGGCUAAAAGACGCACAGGUCGGGAGGAAGAAGAUGAAUUGUAUAUUACAAAUAUACCCUUCAUUAAAGAAAUGUAAAAAAAAAAGAUGAAAAAAUAACAUUAGUGGCCAUCGAACCCAGGUUAAGAGAACUAAAUAAGCCUAAUGUAACCGCUGGACCACAAUAACACAUCUGCUAUUGAUUUUUCAAAACAAUUUAAGAUAUACUAUAAAUGAAAAAUGUGAAUUUUUAUUAUUUUUAUUUUAAAAUUACUCCCCGAGUACUCUUUGAUUUUAUCCCGAUUUUCUCUUAAUUCGCUAGGUCCGGGUCAAGCGUACGUAUAGCGCCUAGCACAAUUUCGAACAUGGCAUAUCACUCAAGUAGUAUAUGAAUUUAAUCCCUAUAUAUAAAUUUUAUCCCAACCCCACCCCAACCCCAAAGUACUAAACCUAAAACCUUAAUCAAUAAACCCUUAACUCAAAUAUAAGUCAUAAACCCAAAUAUAAACUCUAAACCCUAAUAUAAACCAUGAACCCACAUAUAAACCCUAAACCGAAAUAGAAUGAAACAAAAUAAAUAUCAUAAUAUAUAUUGAUGAAAUUAUGAAAUGUCUAAGAUUCCAUGGAAUGAGUUAAUGCUGAUCCCAACCAUACCCCUUCACCUUCUAAAUACUAAAAUCUAAACUCUAAUCACUAAACCCUAAACCCAAAUAUCAACUUAAGAAAAUUACAAACUAUAUUUUUAAACAAAAUAGAACACUCCUUAGUAAUCGUCAAGUGGAAUAGAACAUGCAAAAAUAGUAUUGUUAAAUGGAAUGGAACAUAAUAAAAUCGUCAAACGGAAUGGAACAAUAUUGCAACCGUGACUUACAGUAGUUAAAAGUAUCUUCCGCAAAACGUACAUGUGAAUUCGAAUCGGCAAGAGUUCAGUCAUAUUGGUGUCACGCCUAGAAUAGCUCGUCGCAUAUGUAGAUUUUCGAAUUUCCGAUGCUUCCCGUCCAUCACCGCCAAAGCCUUUGCAAACAGUCUUUUCCAUCACAAAGCUAUUAUGGAUUUACCAAAUAAUUUUUUUUUUGCAACAGGUGUGUAAAUGUUGGAAGGCCACAAGUUACUUGUGUUGUUAAUAAUUAUUAAUGGAACUGUUUUUGUUUGCAAGUUUUAUAGGUAGGAUAGAAGAACAAAAUGACAAUAUUAUAUAAAAAUCACAUGGUAUAUCGAUAAGUUAAGGUAAUUAGUUAUAUAAUGAAUUAUAAUUUUCGUGUACGCUAUACAAUGCAAUUUUCCAAAAUUAGGUUUCGAAUGAUGACCAUCGUCCCGUCCCGCCCCGCAGUUAACAAUAACAAAAAUCUCUACUUAUACUAUAUGGCUAUGAAUGUUUGGGGCGGGAGAGGGCGGGACGUAGUGCGGGACGGGAGAGAGUCGCCACUCACGCAUAAAAACUGUCGGUAUUUACUUAUGAAUUAAAUAUUGGGAAUUCGGCCAAAAAAAGCACGAACUUUACACGAAUUGCCAAAAUAAACAUGUACUCGAGCCUGGCCAAUAAAAUUCCAAACUUUCGUUGACUUUUUUAGUUUAUUAAGAAACUUACGAUUGACUGACCAAAAUAACAAACCGUUAACCGACAGUUAAAACUGUGUUAACCCACCGUUAAAUACUACCGUUUAGUGAAACGACGUCGUUUCAUUCAGUUCUUUUGUUUAAGAUAAAAUCUUAAAAUUGUUGUUGGUUGGACUCGAAUCCACACACUCUUGGACUUAACAGAGGGGAGUUUUACCACUGGGCUAGUGAGACUUUUUGAAAUAUUAGAUACAAAUUUCUUUUUAUUGAUCAAAAGACGUGGAUGAUUGAAAUAAAA
Molecule: messenger RNA, 7671 nt
Organism: Brassica rapa (field mustard)
Lineage: Eukaryota; Viridiplantae; Streptophyta; Magnoliopsida; Brassicales; Brassicaceae
Molecular function (GO): protein binding
Source: RefSeq, a predicted model, not a curated record